AUGAGGAACUGUGCCACUGAUUUCUACACCAACUUGUUCUCAGCAGACCGCUGCAGUCCAGAGUGUGCUGCCAAGCUGCUCGAAGGGCUUCCACAGCUGAACCCACAAGAGAAAACUGAUCUGGAUCGAGAGCUCAGUUUGGAGGGACUAACUACAGCUUGCGUCAUAAGUUUCAGUGUGUGGAUAAUCGUGUCCUGUGCACUUGCCCAUGCCUGCACAGUGCCUGUGAAAGCCGGUUGUGAAGUGAUUGGUGAAGAGAUUGAGGAUUUCCACGCUCAGGGAGAAGCUAUGGCCAUCACGUUCCCAUUUCUGGAAGCUUACAUUUGGUACAUGAAACUGCCUGUAGACAAUAGCACCACGUUCCAGGUGUUCCACAGCAAGCAUUGUGACCUCAGAAACCAGGGUCACAGGGUGAUACAGAAGGGUUGGGUCCUCUGGCUCCUCCCUUGUUUGCCCUCAGACUCAGGAACGUACACCUAUGUGCUCAGCAGCGACACAUUCUGCCUUACUGGUAGCUUCACUGUGACCAUCUAUGAGAAAGGAAGAGAAGACAUGGAGAUGAUGUCACAUCCUGUUUCUACAAAGCCAGCUGAGGACCUGUCCAUUGGAUGUCCGCACAUAAAUCAUUUCAACAGGCUGGAAAGUCCAUGCUGGUUCAAGGGUUUUCAUGAUGGUGUCCCGUUAAUAAAUGGGUCUCAUUAUGAAAUUUUGCCAGGAGACAGUCUUAUCAUCAGAAACGUUUCCACAGAGGACGAGGGCCUGUACACCUGCUGGCUGAUGGUGAUUUUUGACAAUGCACAAUACAACGUUAGCAGGACCUGGAAACUACAAGUAUUAUCUCCAGUCACCAGCGUACCAGAGUCCCACACAGAACCCACCACCAAAUCACGAGAAGCUACUCUGACAUCUCCCAGCCUGCCGCCUCCUUACAUAACCACUCCUGUAAACGGCUCUGUGAUUGAAAGUCAUCUUGGCUCCAGUUUGGUAAUUCAGUGUAAGGCGUUUGUAGGUGAACAGUCACCCGACAUCACUGGGCUCACCUGGUUGGUGAACAGCCAGUUGGUGGACAGCUCUUACCUGCGUGAUCGGGCGUUUCAGGAAGCCAGAAGGGUGUCAGCUGGCCAGGUGGAGGCACUGCUGAUCUUCCUGGAAGUGUAUGAGGAGGACACAAGGGCCGAGCUGAAGUGUGUCGCUCAGAACCUGUCAGGAAAACAGGAAGUUGGUGUAGAAAUUAAACUGGAAGACUCCAUGUUGGCAUGGUUAGUGGUGAUUCCUAUAGCCUCCUGCUUCUUCUUGCUUGUGGUGUGUGUGUUUCUGCGUCUGCUCUGCCACAAACAACACAAACACGACUACAUCCUGGCUCGACAGAACAGCACCUUUUAAAUGCCUUUUGUCUUUCCAAUGCACAUACUUCCCUUCAUUGGGGUUUGUUCAACUGUUUUUUUUUUUUAAAUGUUUUAUAUGUCAGUGAUUCUAACAGAGUAUAAAUAAUGAUGCUGUGUAUAUA
Neoarius graeffei (lesser salmon catfish) is the source of this 1507-nucleotide messenger RNA. RefSeq names its product interleukin-1 receptor type 2-like. Gene Ontology annotation, molecular function: interleukin-1, type II, blocking receptor activity. NCBI's taxonomy places the organism in Eukaryota, Metazoa, Chordata, Actinopteri, Siluriformes, Ariidae. The coding region runs from base 1 to 1383 and encodes 460 amino acids. The record is from RefSeq and is a predicted model, not a curated record. The transcript has 10 exons.